Messenger RNA from Striga asiatica, 1044 nucleotides. NCBI's taxonomy places the organism in Eukaryota, Viridiplantae, Streptophyta, Magnoliopsida, Lamiales, Orobanchaceae. The record is from the annotation of a GenBank genome assembly.
AUGGCCGCGGCCACCGCCGUAUUCUCUCUCCUCUUCACAUUCCUUCCGCCGCUCCUCUCCGCCGCGCAACCCACUCCCUACCUCUCCCCCGUCGCCUUCCUCCGCGACUACCAAAACAUGCUCUCAUCUUUCAAAAUUUUCAUCUACGCCCCCACAAAACCCUUCAAUUUCCCCGGCGGCCCCUCCGCCCUCUUCUACGGCUCGCUCCUCCGCAGCCCCUUCCUCACCGGAGACCCCGAGGAGGCCCACCUAUACCUCGUCCCAUUCUCCCCCGGCACCCCCACGCGCUCCCUGGCGCGCGUCGUCAGGGAAAUCCGGAACAAUUUCCCCUAUUGGAACAGAACCCUCGGCGCCGACCACUUCUUCGUGUCCCCCGCCGGAAUCACCUUCUCCUCCGACAGGAACGUCCUCGAGCUGAAGAAGAACUCCGUCCAGAUCUCGGAUUUCCCCGUCGUCUCCGGCAAUUUCGUCCCGCAUAAGGACAUCGCCCUGCCUCCGGCCGGCAAAAUCGAGAUCGGUGAAGCUGCAGAAAAACUCCCGCCGGAAACUCGAUUUCUGGGCUACCUGAAUUGGGACGGCGAGACCCGAUCGGACUUGGUCAGCGAGCUGGCCGCCGACUCUGACUUCCUAAUCGACGAGAAGCCCGAGCCGGAGAUCUACGCGCGCGGGGUGCGGGCGAGCAGGUUCUGCCUGUUUUUCCACGGCGGCGCGGCGCCGCGUCUGGCGGAGGCGAUGGCGACGGGAUGCGUGCCGGUGGUACUCGUGGACCGGCCGGUGCAGGAUCUGCCGUUUAUGGAUGUGCUGCGGUGGUCGGACAUGGCGGUGGUGGCGAGGGUGCCGGCCGGCGGCGGCGGGAGGCUGAGGGAGCUGCUGGGUGGGUUGAGCGAGGAGAGGUACUCGGAGAUGAGGGGAUUGUGUGCGGCGGCGAGCAGGCAUUUGGUGUGGAACGAGGAGCCUCGACCGUUGGAUGCGUUCCACGUGGUGAUGUAUCAGCUAUGGGCGAGACGGCACGCCGUUAGAUACGCGCGGCGGGAGUUUGUAUAG